This is a messenger RNA of Mytilinidion resinicola, 459 nucleotides long. RefSeq lists its product as uncharacterized. Bases 1 to 459 code for a protein of 152 amino acids. The transcript has a single exon. NCBI's taxonomy places the organism in Eukaryota, Fungi, Ascomycota, Dothideomycetes, Mytilinidiales, Mytilinidiaceae. The record is from RefSeq and is a predicted model, not a curated record.
AUGUGCCGGGAGGAUUCCGGCGGGCAGCCUAGUAGGGUGGUCUUCGGCCUCACCUCCCGUCCCAAAACGCCAUCAAUUUCUCGACCGCCGACGCCACCGACGAUUGUGAUAGCUGGCGCUCGCGAGUCAGUUAUCACCGACAGAACUAAGUAUGGCUAUCCCAACAACACGUCUCCACAACCGCUGCUGUUUCUGUCAGAAGCCUGUCACCGGCCUGUCAUCCUGUCCUGUCUGUUCUUCGCGACUCGUCAAUCAAUUCCCCGUCUGCACGAGCCUUGGAGACAGGACAUCCGCACCGGGACGGGUGAUGCGCAGAUCACCUCCAGGGGCCCUCUCGGAAAGGAGAUUAAGCUGAUCUGGACGUCAACCCAGCGAUGCUGGACGCGCGCCUCCGAUAUUGCGUCCACGGAACAGCUUGACCUCAUGGAGCUCUUGACAGACUCCUUGAGAGGAGUCUGA